GCGGGGAGAUGUACGGGGCAUCCUUCUCCAUUUCGACUCUGCUAGUUGGUGCAUCGGUUAUGUCCAUUGACGCCAAUGUCGAUCCGUCCUUUUAUCCCCAGAUCUCUCCAGGAAGUUACCUCGCCCAGAAACCAUGUUAAAGAUACCAGUCAUCCCUAAACUUGCCACUUCAGUACUCAUUAGCAUCUUUUCUCUCUAAAGCAUAACUGAACAGACUAAGGCCACAACCUAUUAGUCUCUGCUAUGCUAAACAGGCAUGGCUCACAAAAAGAUGAAGCUUCGAAUGAAGAUGUCAUGAUCCCUAUAGCCGUUGAUGGCGCUGUGGAGGUGGCGGUUCAGAAUGUACCUCUGCAAAACGAUCCACGAUACCCAUCCACGCCUGAUGCCAAUGGCAUUGAACAUCGAUACUUGACCUUUGAAACAGAUAUUCCACUGAAUCCGGUACUACCAUCCGGGGCCAAGAAUGAGCUUCCACCCUGUCCAAAUCUGCGCGAUUACGACAACCCAUUCACCUGGUCGCUCACCCGGAAGAAUCUCAUGACUUAUCUCUCCUGCUCAGUCAAUAUCACUGCUGCCUACUCCGCCGGCUCUUAUGCUUCGCCGACAGCACAGUUGACUGAAAAAUGGGGGAUCUCUGCCGUGGCAUACAAGACUGGCAUUACUAUCUUUACAGCCGGGUUUGGAAUUGCUCCUAUGGUGCUGGCACCAUUCUCAGAGAUCAAUGGAAGGAGACCUGUCUUCAUCUUUACCGGAAUCCUCUUCGUCAUAUGUCAAAUUGGCUGCGCAGUGACCGACUCGUUUGCAGGGAUGCUGCUGGCUCGAUUCUUCCUCGGUGUUGGAGGGUCUACAUUCUCUACCAUGGUCGGCGGCAUUCUCGCAGAUGUUUGGGUCACAGCUGACCGCAAUGGUCCCAUGGUCCUCUUCACGGGAGCAACCUUGUUUGGUACCGGUCUAGGGCCUUUGGUAUCCGGUUUCGUUGCACAGCGCACUUCAUGGCGUUGGGUGUUUUGGAUACAGGUCGUCACCAGCGGUACCUUGGUCAGUCUUGUCACCAUUUUCUUCAAGGAAACGCGGGGUAGUAUCAUUCUCAGUCGCAAGGCGAAGUUGCUAAACAAGUGGUACGAGCAACUGGAGGCCGCAGGAGCCCUGGGAAUGGAGGUGGAGGGCGAUAGCCUAGACCCAGAAAAGAGCUUGAAGAGGUAUUGUCGAAUCCGGUGGAAGGUGAAAACAGACGAAGAACGAUUGUCGCUAAGCCGAAUGAUCGCGGUCUCCCUCUAUCGACCUAUUCACAUGCUAGUCACCGAGCCUGUGGUCUUCUGGUUCAGUCUCUGGAUUGCAUUUUCCUGGGCGGUACUGUACCUCCAAUUCGGGUCGAUUCCUCUAGUCUUUGAAGUCAAUCACGGCUUCAACCUAGAGCAGACCGGAGCCAUAUUUACAGCCAUGUGCGUCGGAGCGAUUAUCUCCACGAUCCUGAGCAUCUGGCAGGAGAAAUGGGCGGCUAAGCACUACCCGGUCAAGAUCAACGGCAGCCCAGAAGGGAGGCUGAUGUUCACCUGCAUCGAAUCGGCUUUUAUGCCAAUUGGCUUAUUUUGGUUCGGUUGGACAUGUUACUCCUCCAUCCACUGGAUUGUGCCCACGAUUGCCAUCGGGGUCGCCACAAUGGGCAUCUUCAGCAUCUUCCUCGGAACCUUCAACUACACAGCGGACUGCUAUCAUAUGUAUGCGAGCUCGGCCCUUGCAGCUUCGGGAGUCUGUCGAAACUUACUGGGAGGGUCGUUCCCACUGGUGACAAAUCAAUUGUUUACAAACCUUGGGUUCCAGGCUGCGAGUAGCCUCUUGGGCGCCAUCGGGCUCGCGUUGACUCUCGUACCUUGGGUCCUUGUCCUGUACGGACCGAAGAUCAGGGCUAGGAGCAAGAUUGCGAGCUCAUUCACUUGAGACAGCAUUGUUUGACUACUGCCUAUGACUUUAGCGAGUUCAGCAUAACCUGGAUUGAAGUAUCGCCCAGCCAAUUUUUGAGGGAAAGAGCCUCCACCCUCGGAAUACCAGGCCUUAAUCUUUUGGCCAGAGGGCAGAGAAAUGUCAACGAGAGAGGUUAAGCUACUAGUCCUCACUUCCGACAAUCGCAACAGACAAGCCACAUCGAUAGCAAUCUCUGCAGGGGGAGGACCAUGCUGACGACUGCAAAACUUGCCAGGGUUGAAGUCCGAUAGAGCUUCACGACCCGAUAUUAUGGGUUUCGUUCUGACUCUCUCAAAUUCCAUCAUAUUUGAUAGCUCGCCUCGCCGAACCUUCACUACCUGCGUGAAUUGGUAGUACAUUCUCGGGUGAGCUGAGUGAGGACGGGAGCCAUGGAAUGCUAUCAUGGAGAGAAAGGCGGAGUGGAACCCAAUGGAUUAUGGCAGGACUUUUGUUCAAGAUUGUAGUAUAUACAACAGGCGCACGCGGCAGAAUUGGUUAGUCGCAAACGCCACAACAACUGCAGGUCAGCUUCCAGGAUCUGGCCGGACUAAAAAUCCUC
Messenger RNA from Cladophialophora immunda, 2521 nucleotides. RefSeq lists its product as uncharacterized. Gene Ontology annotation, molecular function: transmembrane transporter activity. Lineage: Eukaryota; Fungi; Ascomycota; Eurotiomycetes; Chaetothyriales; Herpotrichiellaceae. The record is from RefSeq and is a predicted model, not a curated record. Bases 244 to 1938 code for a protein of 564 amino acids. Gene Ontology annotation, biological process: transmembrane transport. The transcript has a single exon.